UCCCAGUCUGCGGGAAAUACAAACUUCCUCCUGGCCAAUUGCAGUCUUCGACAAGGCAACAUUCACAGACCAAGCAAUCUUCCAUAGAGAGUGACCUCACCAGCACGCCUGCAUUGCCAGCUUGGACUGAAACCUUGUUGUACUCGUCGGCUGUACAAGUACAGACUCUUGCUGACGUGAAGCUCAAUCAGACCGAACACGUUUCUGACACAUCAUUGACUGGAAGCCAGAGACAAUCUAAAAGCUUCCACACAAAUAGUGACUGUAAAUUUACAGAUCAUCUAGUUGUUCUCAACUCACUUAACGCUCACCAG
Messenger RNA from Candidula unifasciata, 314 nucleotides. The record is from the annotation of a GenBank genome assembly. Lineage: Eukaryota; Metazoa; Mollusca; Gastropoda; Stylommatophora; Geomitridae.